This is a messenger RNA of Cladophialophora psammophila CBS 110553, 5250 nucleotides long. RefSeq lists its product as uncharacterized. The transcript has a single exon. The record is from RefSeq and is a predicted model, not a curated record. NCBI's taxonomy places the organism in Eukaryota, Fungi, Ascomycota, Eurotiomycetes, Chaetothyriales, Herpotrichiellaceae. Bases 1 to 5250 code for a protein of 1749 amino acids.
AUGGAUUUCGACGCCCUUCGUGCACGUACGCUGCGCUCUGGCGCAGAUGAAGAGGCAGUAACAGUCAAUACAAGGGCCUUGAUAGACAAAGUACUGGCCAGAUACUCUGGAGAAUGGACCGUCCUGCGGGAAUUGCUACAAAACGCCGCAGACGCUUCGGCAACAAAGAUCACAAUCAAGUUCGAGACCCUCCCGUCAGCCACCGUCCCUGUGCCCGCUGAUUCCUCACCGUCGAAUCUUUUGAAGCACACGGUCCUACAUCAUACACUGAAGAGACUGGUCGUCACAAACAAUGGCCAGCCUUUCAGCGAGAACGAUUGGAAUAGGCUGAAGCGAAUUGCAGAAGGAAACCCAGAUGAGACCAAAAUUGGUGCGUUUGGUGUUGGGUUUUAUUCGACCUUCGCAGAUUGCGAGAAUCCUUUCGUCUCCUCGGGACAGGAGGCAAUGGCAUUUUUCUGGAAGAACAAUUCGCUGUUCACGAGACGGUUACAGCUACCGGAUUCCGAAACUUCUUCGGAUACGAACUUCGUCCUAGACUACCGGGAUAUCACGUCCCCAGUCCCUCCGUUACUCCCUCUCUCACAGUUCCUAGCGAACAGUCUCACAUUUGUUGGACUGGAGAAUAUAGAGCUUUGGCUUGACGAGUGGAAUCUCCUCUCGCUGCAAAAGAAGACAUCCCCAAGUUAUGAUGUGCCAAUUCCCCGUGAUAUUGAGCCCAAAACGAGCGAGGGCUUCAUGAAGAUUACCAAGGUUUCAAAAGAAAUUGCCCAGAUAGAUGGCCAUUGGAUGAGUGUCGUUGGCUGGAAAGCCAAAAAGGACACAGUCCGGUCAACUGAGAAAGACUCCGGGCCAUCUCUUCGCAAAUUCUUCUCGCGAUUAGCAGGAACUGUGCAGGAGGAGAGCCAGGCGGAAGUCAGACCUGACCGUUCAGUCGAGCUAGAUUCUUUGGCGACGAAAGUGUCUGCCACGGUUUUCCUUAAUGUGAACACAGCGAGCAUCAAGACAUUUACCGGUCAAAAAUUCAAUGAGGAGCUGGAGCGAGCAACCAAGAAACCACCUCCAAAAACCACAAAACUCGCCAUCCUGACGGCCCCAUAUAUUGAAGAUGCCAGCCUAGCCAAGGCGUCUGUUGCUGGUGAUGUCUUUGGAACGGUUCUUCCAAGCAGAGGGGGAAAGAUAUUCAUAGGCUUUCCCACACAUCAGACGACCGGACUGAGUGCGCACAUUUCGGCACCUUCGGUCAUUCCAACAGUCGAACGUGAGGCUAUCGAUCUGAAUGCCAGAUAUGUGAGGACGUGGAAUGCGGAAAUGCUUCGUGCUGCUGGCAUUGUCUGUCGGAUUGCAUGGUCCUGUGAGAUGCAAGAACUCAAGGAAAAGACCCUGCGAGAAGCCAACGGCAAAUCAAAGAUCCGCAUGGAAGAAGUCAGUCCAUUCUUGGACGAGGCGAUCACGACGUUCAAGAAUUUCACCUUCAGAGAGUCCACUCCUUCGUCUUCGAUAGGCCAGCUCCUGGAAGAUGCAUUCUGGACAUGCAGCAAGAAAGCAGCUAUUGAGGUGGUUUCUACAUGCGGAGUACUUCUUACACAUGACGUUCGUAUUGCCCCGAAAGACAUGAGCUUCAUGGAGGGUAUUCCAAUCUUGCCUGAGAAACUGGCCUCUGAAGCCAAAGUUUUGGUGUCUAAGCUGGUCGACUUUGGUCUCCUGACCGAAGUGACAGUGACUGACAUCAAAUCUGCGCUUGAAUCGAGCCCUCUAACCACACCACAAGUGUCCGAAUUCCUUGGUUGGCUCACAAAACAAGCAACGAAUGGAAAUCUUGACAAGUCUACAAUCUCAAGUCUGCUGGCUGUUGCUGUGGCAAAUGAUGACAACCCAGAGGAAAACGGAAGUCCCUUGCUUCAGCUUGGAGAAAUUCGCCAUUUUCUGAAUCCUAGCAGAACACCUGUCGAUUUCCCGGUCCCGUCGUCAGUGAUGCCCUUCAAGUUCACGAAGAGCAUGAGCAAACACGAGCUGGAGAGUCUCGGAUGGGAGGAGCUUCAGUUGGUGACAUGGGUACGCUGGCUCAUCACUCAGUCUGGAAAUCGCCAAAUACUUGCCGAAAACCAGGACAUUACGAAGUCUGCAGAAUUCAGCUCGCAGGUUUUGCCUUUACUCUCGAAACAUUUUGAUUCACUCAGCCAACCUUUAAAGACAUCCUUGGUGGAAUUACUCGCCAAGCAUACAGUCAUCCCCACGAAAUUCGGGAUGAGAAAGCCAAGUGACGCCUACUUUCCAAGUGUCAGGCUAUUUGAUGAUCUGGCAACAAUUGAAGGGCUAGGAAAUGUCAAGGAUAAAUUCUUACUCGGCCUGGGUGUUCGCAAGACAGUGGAGCUAGGAGUGGUGUUCGAGCGCCUUUUGGCACUGGAGCCCAAGUCUGCCAAACCUGUGAGCAGUACCAACCCACAGUGGAGUCACGUCGAUCUGAUCAAAUAUCUUGCGUCUGUACACCAUGAUAUCCCCGCAGCCGACAUCCACAAACUCAGAAGUACCCCGAUAUGUCCUAUGCAACUCAAAGGCAAAAACGGUGGCGAGUCCACAGAGCGGUACAAAGUAAGCGAGUUGUUCGAGCCACGACACGACCUGCGCGAUCUCGGACUCCCAGUCUUAGCUUGGCCAGGGCCCUAUCGGAGCAAUACUCCAGAAGCAAAAUUCUUGAAUGCUCUCGGCCUUCGAACUACCCCUCUAGUCGGGGAACUCAUUCAGAUUAUAGCCGAUGCGGGCAAGCAAGGACCUAAGUACGAUCUCGACCACCGAGACAGAGCCUUGGCUUAUUUCUUAUCACACCAUCACGCUCAUGGAUAUGGCUUGUUCGAUUAUCAAAGCAUUAAGCUACCUUUCUUGCCGCUCGAGAACAAGCCCGAUCAGCUUGCCACUCCCACACAGUGCUUUGCAAACGAGGGAGCUGCUCUGCUCGGUUUCGAUAUUUUGAAAAGCGACUGGAUACCCCAUGCGACCAAGUUCGGCGUUAGAGAGCAUCCGCCGAUGGAUCUUUGCAUCAAUAUCCUUUCCAAACGGCCACCAGUCACUGCCAGUGACGCUCAGGCUAUCUUUACAUAUUUCGCCGGCCGGCUAGUAGAGAUCAAUAUCAAUCAUGUCUCAAGGCUGAUCGACACGAACUUCAUCCCCAUCUUCGUCAAGGACAAGGAGAAGUCGGCGCCAAAAAUUCACGCGUCACCUCGAAAUUGCUUUUUGGGCGAAAGUGAAGCUUUCAGUGAGAUCUUUAAUUACGUCGAUUUUGGCGCUGAUGCGAACUCAUUCCUUAUCAAAUGUGGCUCGAAGCAAGAGCCUUCUAAAUUGGAGAUUGCGCAAAUACUCGUGAAGGAGCCCGCGCGGAUUUCUGCAACGUUCUGCAGUGCUGAAAAGUACAUGGCAUUGCUCCGGAGCAUGGCCGAAGGCGCCAAAAUCCUGAAGAGGAACAAGGAGCUUUGGGCAGAGAUGAAGAAGGCACCAUUCCUCCUUGCAAGCAGAGAACUCCCGCCUCCGGCAUCAUCGGCAGAAAAGCAUGCGGGCUGUGUCGAUGAAACCGAUAAUCUUGACGAGGAAGAGGUCCAGGGUAUUCGCGAAUUUCAACUAUGCAGUGCCGACGAUGCUAUCAUCAUUGACGAUUACAUUAAUUACAACCUUUUCAAGGCCAGCAUACUCGCGGCACCCCAGGAAGAAAGUCUCGAAGACUUUUACUUUGCUCUCGGAUCUCCAUUGCUUAGCUCUCUAGUCGAGGAAGCCGCUCGCCAUGGCCCUAGGGCGGAGGAUCAAAAGCCCGCACAGAAGUUACAGAAACAGAUAUUGGAAAGAUCGACACUCUUUCUACAUGAGCAGCCCCCGGACAAUAUCAAGCAUGAUGCAAAGUGGCUAGAAAAGAAUCUGCAGGUUCAGCUCGUCUCAUCAAUUUCUCUGAGAAGAUCAUUGCGAGGAAGAAAUGUCACUCACACAGAAAAGCGCUCUGCGGUUAUCACAGCAGUCAAUAGAGAAUACACCUUGUGGAUCACGGGUGCCAGACCAGAUCUCUAUCAAGUCAGCCAGGCUUUAGUCCAUAUCUUGCUAACGAGACCAAAAUUGCAUUCUGCACUCACCCUCGAAAUGCUACUGAAGACCGACUUGCUUGAGCUCCGCGCUCGAGGCUUCAAUGUCUCUCGUAUUCUACGACAAAAGGCGGCCGAGAAUCGGCUGGCCGAGAGUAAGAGACAACAAGAACUUGAGGGGCAACAGAAGAGGAUUGAAGAGGAGCAGAAGGCGUGGCUAAUAUCCCAAGAACAGGCUGCGAAGGAUAGAGCUCCACUCAGUCACGUCCCAGGUGGGUUCCCAGAUUCACCGGAUAGCAAAGCACCGACAGCACCAGAACCCAGCACCUCCGUCACGAUCGGCAGCGAGGAGGUACGGAGACAUGGACGUAAUCUGUUCUCCAAUCUUUCGCGUCAACUUGGACUUGGCAACAAUCGUCACAUUCAACAGAUGCUAGGCCGUAAUGACGAUGAGCCUCCAGGGGCCACAAGCGGUGAGACAGCAGACCCUCCUCCACCUUAUCAAUACGACCAGCGGAGUGGUCAGACCAAGUCGACCGGCUCACCAGUUACCGCUCCUCACCAACUGCGGGAGAAUCUCCUCACGGCCAUUAAAAAGUCCCGUGCGCACAAUUCCUCAGAGUUGUUCAGUCGCGGAGAAACCAAUGUUCUCCAGGAGACCAAAUCAUACUGCGACGAGCACCCUGCCCAUGAUCUUACUUUCGUUGCUGAGAUCAAGGACGGCAUCCAAUGCUUUCUCUCCCCUUCAUCUGUGACCAAUUCAUCACAGUUCCUCCAGCAACACUCCGCUGGCUUAACUGCGUUUGCCAGCCUCAUCAAGUCCGUGGGAGAAGUGUUUUCCUUGAACCCGCGCACACUUAAUAUUUUCUUCGAAACCUCCGGGAAGACCAUCGGCUUCAACAGAAACGGAAGCAUAUUCUGCAAUUAUCGGUAUUUCGAACAAUUGCAUCAACGAAGCAUGGUACCAACGGGAAAAGAUGGGUAUAGUGAGGCGUUUGUCUACUGGUGGGUAAUUUUGUGCCAUGAACUGGCGCACAAUCUCGUGGCGGAUCAUAGUUCUGAUCAUAGUUAUUAUACCGAAGGUUUCGUGGCACAAUACUUCACCAAGGUCGUGAAGGUUUUGGGGCAGGCUCAGGGACAAGGGCUGGCGCAGCGGAGCACCCAUACAGAGGCCCCUCUUGUCGAGAUUUGA